AUGAUCAUCCUGUUACAUUUUCACCUAAAACAUGCUAUUUUAUUUGGUAAGAAGAAACACAUUGAUGUACAGUUCUACACAGAAGUGGGUGAAAUCACCACAGAUUUAGGCAAACACCAACAUAUGCAUGACAGGGACGAUCUUCGAGCUGAACAAGCUGAGAGAGAGCUUAGGAACAAAUUGAAAUCAGCCUUUAAGAGUUUCUGUGAAAAAGUUGAAAAUAUCACCAAGCAAGAAGUGGAGUUUGACACCCCAUUCAGGGAACUAGGUUUCCAUGGAGCUCCUUUCAGGAGCACAGUCCUGCUGCAGCCCACUAGUGGCUGCCUCGUUAACCUUACUGAUUGGCCUCCAUUUGUGGUAUCCCUGGAUGAGGUAGAGUUGGUUCACUUUGAGCGAGUGCAAUUCCAUCUGAAGAAUUUUGAUAUGGUGUUUGUGUUUAAAGAUUAUAGCCGAAAAGUGGCAAUGGUAAAUGCUGUUCCAAUGAAUAUGUUGGACCAUGUAAAAGAAUGGUUGAAUUCAUGUGAUAUCCGCUACACUGAGGGGAUUCAGAGUUUGAACUGGACAAAGAUCAUGAAGACCAUCACUGAUGAUCCUGAUGGAUUUUUUGAUAAUGGUGGCUGGAGUUUCCUGGAACCAGAAAGUGAUGCUGAAGAUGAAGAAGAUGAAGAGGAUGAAGAUGACGCUUAUGUCCCUAGUGAUGACAGUGGAGAAGAGGAAGCAAGUAGUGAAGAAGACAGUGAAGAAAGCAAUUGGGAAGAUGAAGAAUCAGGUUCUGAUUAUGACGAUCUUGGUUCAAGUGAGGAGAGUGGCAAAGACUGGGAUGAAUUAGAAGAGGAGGCCAGACGAGCUGACUAUGAACGUAACCAGGAGGAGGAACGUGAGAGCAGGAUGGGUGUGUCCAGCACUGGCAGCAGCAAUAAACGGAAGCGUGAAAUAUUUCGUCUCUCUUUUUUUUUUUUUUUUUAUCCAUUUCGUUUCUUUAGUUAUUCUUUUAGAAUUUUUCUUCCUUAUUUUUUAUUCUUCUUCAUUGAUCUUUCUUUUACUCUUUCCUUUUGUUUUUUCUUUUCUUUUUUCUUUGUCUUUUUCUCAUUAUUCCUUCGUUUCUCAUCUUUCUUUCUUUGA
Molecule: messenger RNA, 1122 nt
Organism: Acanthosepion pharaonis
Lineage: Eukaryota; Metazoa; Mollusca; Cephalopoda; Sepiida; Sepiidae
Source: the annotation of a GenBank genome assembly